Molecule: messenger RNA, 1281 nt
Organism: Microtus ochrogaster (prairie vole)
Lineage: Eukaryota; Metazoa; Chordata; Mammalia; Rodentia; Cricetidae
Gene: Fcrlb
Product: Fc receptor like B
Exons: 6
Coding region: 1-1281 (426 amino acids)
Biological process (GO): immunoglobulin mediated immune response; cell surface receptor signaling pathway
Cellular component (GO): external side of plasma membrane
Molecular function (GO): transmembrane signaling receptor activity
Source: RefSeq, a predicted model, not a curated record
AUGUGGACCCUUGCAGCCCUCCUGCUUCUAGCUCCAAGCAGUGGGCAAGCUGCUGCUCUGGAGAAGCCCAUAUUGUCUCUACAGCCACCUUGGACUACAAUCUUCAAGGGCGAGAGAGUAACGCUGCGCUGUGACGGGUACCACCCUCUUCUGCUCGAGCUCCGACCCAUUAGCACGCUCUGGUAUUUGGGCCAUGUCCUCCUGCCUUCCCACCAGAAGAGCAUUGAGGUGCAGACGCCAGGGGUGUAUCGAUGUCAAACACGGGGAGCUCCCGUCAGUGACCCCAUCCACCUCUCUGUGUCUAAUGACUGGCUAAUUCUGCAAGUGCCUUAUGCUGCUGUGUUCGAGGGAGAGCCCCUGGUGAUGCGCUGCCGUGGCUGGUACGACAAAGUCGUCUACAAACUUCACUACUACCACGAUGGCCAGGCCGUGAGAUACUUCCAUUCUAGUACCAACUACACGGUGUUACAGGCACGAGCUAGUGACAGCGGUCACUACCAGUGCUCCGGCACCAUGCGCAUCCCAGUGGAGAGUGCGCCCAUGUUCUCCUCCAAGGUGGCUGUCAUGGUGCAAGAACUGUUCCAGACACCCGUGCUCAGGACGCUGAGCCCGCAGGAGGCGCGCGGUCGCGUGGUGCUGCGCUGCGAGACGCGCCUGCACCCGCAGAAGCGGGACACGCCACUGCAGUUUGCUUUCUACAAGUACAGCCGGCCAGUCCGCCGCUUCGACUGGGGCGCCGAGUACAUGGUUCCUGAGCCCGAGGUCGAGGAGCUCGAAUCGUACUGGUGCGAGGCCGCCACCACUACUCGAAGUGUCCGGAAACGCAGCCCCUGGCUGCAGCUCCCCGGGAGGGGCGCUGCCCUGGAUCUGGCGUCUACCACUGCUCCGGUCCCGGCUGCAGCCUUAGCCCCCGGGGAUAAGCCGCUUUCCUUCCGGAAAACCCCGGUGUCCAGAUCUGUCCCCUCAGUCACUUCCGACCCGAACAGCACCUUUGCAGGGCUGCAGUUGGCUGCGGGCCAAGUCCCCACUGCCGGGCCACAGGUCUGCGCGCCUCUAUCCACGUCCGUGGAACAGUCCCGCGAAGCUCUGCAGCCCAAAGUGGACCUCCUGCUUCGCGAGAUGCAGCUACUCAAAGGCCUUCUGAGCCGCGUGGUUUUGGGAUUAAAGGAUCCACAGGCCCUCCGCGAUCUUACAGAGACCCCCAAGACACCCAAUUUUCACGUUUCUGUGAGCCCCGGAACUCCAGAGACCACUGUCGUGGAGGGUAGGGUGGGGAGCUAG